Solanum pennellii is the source of this 3032-nucleotide messenger RNA. RefSeq names its product histone H2A deubiquitinase MYSM1-like. Gene Ontology annotation, molecular function: DNA binding. The transcript has 7 exons. The coding region runs from base 1293 to 2663 and encodes 456 amino acids. The record is from RefSeq and is a predicted model, not a curated record. NCBI's taxonomy places the organism in Eukaryota, Viridiplantae, Streptophyta, Magnoliopsida, Solanales, Solanaceae.
UUUUAUUUCAUCUUCCUAUUUUACAGACCAUUUUUUUGGUUUCAUUUUUUCCACUUCUCAAUAAUUUUUUUUUUGGGUUACAAGAGAAGUGAAGCAUCUUUUUUUGUGGUCUAAUUUUUAUUAUUUUAAAGAUUUUUUUGCAGCAAUGGUAGCAGAUGCAGUGGGUAUACAUUGCUGCCAAUAUACUCUUUUACAUCCUUGUGGGCAAGUAGAUAACCAUUACACAAUGCUAUACAUGAUGCCUGGGGCUGAUGCAGCUAUUUAGCUGUGGAUUCAUAUGAACUAUAAUUGAUUUAUGAGUAAAAGAUCCCCGAGAAUUGCAAUAAUAGUAGAUCUGAGCUCAUAGUUCUUUUAAAACACAAUGAGUUAAACAACAACAGCAACAAACCUAGUGUAACCCCUAAACACAAUGAUUUCAAUACUAAGAAUUUUGAAGGUUGAACUCAAAAGUAUUACAUCAUGGAUCUGCCUUUGUAUGAAGCGUGAUGACCUAGCUAAUUUGAAAUAGAGACAUUGUUGGCAUAUGGAUUAACGGAACAACACAGAUAUUAACAUGAACUCAAGUAUCUAACCUGUCUUGAAUUGUUGUAACCAAUGGUCAUUCAAACUCAACGAACAUAGACUAAGAUCAAAUGGAUAAUCAGAAACAUGCUACUUGGGGGCAUCUAUUAAGGAGGGACAAAAUCUUUGGCAUCAUAAUUGUUAUUUUUGUCGUUGAUAGUUAAACUUAGGCUAAGCUUCUCAAAAGUCAAAGUUAAUGGACAAUGAUUCUAGGGUUCUAAGUUAUAGCAGACAUGGAGCUAGCAUUUUGAGUUUAUGGACUAGAUUCAAAAGAAAGAAAGUUAUUGCGUUCUUGACAAAUUGUAUAGACAUAUUACAUGGAUUUUUUUGACACAAAUAUAGGGUUUAUGCUAGAGUUACUGUGUUUUACCGAACCCGUUAUUGAGGUGCUAGCUCUCCCCCUAAUUUACAGUCCCCUUGGGAAGUGUGUCAUAAAACUCCUUGCCUUCGCGAUAAUUGAAUAUAUUGCCAACUUGAGGCUAUGGUUUAACAGUCUAGUGAGCGAGACAAUCCUUUAGGCCAAGCUUGAUAUCACAAAUUCAAUUUCGAGUCUUGAAUCCUGCAGCUUCUGCCUUGUGAGUCCAUGGCUUCAAGAAGUUUGAAGCUAUGCUUCAAUCUCAUUUCCAACUUGGAUACUUAGUUAUCCUUUUCCAGUGACGUCAACCACAUGGAAGUAAAUUUACGAGGCCUUUCCAACUGUUUCAGCUUUUCCUUCUUGCCUGCUCCUUGGGAUGCUAUCUGUGAAUCAAGUUGAGGGGGCUCAGCAAGGUGCCUCAUCCAUGAUUAGCUCAAAGUUGGAAACUGUGGCUACUCAGGGAAAGGCCCCGACUUGUCUUGCCAACGAAAAUGUGCUUAAGGCUAGGAAGCCUUAUACCAUUACAAAACAGAGAGAGAAAUGGACAGAGGAAGAACACCAGAGAUUUCUUGAAGCAUUAAAGCUUUAUGGCCGUGCUUGGCGCCAAAUAGAAGAAUAUGUUGGAAGCAAAACUGCAAUUCAGAUUCGUAGUCAUGCACAGAAGUUUUUUGCCAAGGUUGCUCGAGAUUCAGGGAAUGAUGGUGAUGAAUCCCUAAAUGUGAUUGACAUACCUCCUCCUCGGCCGAAGAAGAAACCACUGCAUCCAUACCCUCGCAAAAUGGCUGAUUCAUCUAUAGCUAACAAGGCAGUUUCAGGUCAGCCUGAAAGGUCUCCUUCCCCAAAUGCAUCAGGAAGGGAGAGUUGUUCUCCAGAUUCAGUUUUGCCAGCAAUUGGUCUAGGGAUUGCUGAAUAUUCAGUUGCUGAGCAGCAGAACUCUCGCUUUUCACCAGUCUCUUGUACUACGGAUGCACACACUGCAAAUAUAAUUUCUGCGGAGAAUGAUGAUGAGAGUAUGAGCUCAAACUCCAACAAUGUGGAUGCAAUCCACGUCACGUUAAAACCAGUAGCUGCUAGUACCAGUCCGAUUACCAAUUCAGAGUUCAUGGAAUGUGAUAUAGUUCAUACAGAGAAUUCUUGUAAUGGUGAAAAGCUAGCUGUUGAACCACCUUCUGCAAGUAUCAAGCUGUUUGGAAAGACGGUUUUCGUACCAGAUGCCAAUAACCUUGCUCCGCCAGCUCCAUACAACACAGAAAAGGAAAACGAGAUCAGCAAUGAAGAUGUACUUCAUGGAUUCCAAGCUAACCAAGCAAAUUCACCGUUUAUACUUGCCAUGGUUCCAGGCAAUAUGAUUCCACCAGCAUCUUGGUUGUCACAAAACAUGCUUGAAAACAAUCGUGAGAGUACUGCAGCCUUCCCUGCAGCUACAAUUUCUUGGUGGUCCUGGUACCAAGAUCUCUUAUAUCGGUCCAUCUCAUCGUGUGGCCAAACAACCGUGGAGACUGCUUCUCAUUGUCAGGGACUAAAAGAUGAAGAACCUCAAAGAGAGGGAUCAUCGACUGGUUCAAGCAUUGGCUCAGCUAGUGAAGUUGACGAUGGAAACAGGAGUUGUGAAACAGUUGAGUCCAAAUGUACAACCAAGAUCAAGGGAUUUGUACCAUACAAAAGAUGUUUAGCAGAGAGGGAUGGCAAGUCAUCCGGAGCUGUUUUAGAAGAGAGAGAAUCUCAAAGGGUUCGCGUGUGUUCAUAGCACUUUUUUGGUACAGUUUCCUCCUCCUGACCAGCCAGAAGUUCUGGUGUUCUGCACAGCAUUUCUGUUUUAUUAACCAAUGGCUGUUUAGGAGUCUUAGGUCUGCAGAUAAUCUAAUUCAGGAGCUCCGCGACACUCUCAACUCUGUAGCUUUUUCAACAUUCUUUUAGUUUCCUUUCAUAUUUUUCAGCUGCACACGAAACUGAGUUUGCAGCCAAAAAACGCGCAGCUGCAUUUUUUCCUAUCAACUAGUCGUGUAGCAGUUGUUCUGUAUCAUACUCAUUGUAAUUUUCUUCAGAGUGUUCUAACUCUAUAAGGAUGCCACUUUUAUGUUAUCCAAAUACAACCAAAUAUCUCUUGUUUUUAUGA